CUACUGCACCUGCUGUGCCUGCUCCACUGCAGCUGGCUAAGAUGGUGAAGGAAGACCUGGUGCUGGACAGGCUCUACCCCGUCUUAACGCCCCAAGCUUCUGAACUCAUUUCCAGUUACGAUGAACAUGCUUUGGUGAACAGCUUCAAGUUCGGCGUGAUAUACCAGGGCCCUGGCCAGACAACCGAGGAAGAAAUGUUCUGCAACCGACAAACUACGCCCGCUUUUGAUCAUUUUCUUUCUCAGUUGGGACAGAGAAUUCAACUCAAGGACCACAAGGGAUACCGAGGAGGCCUGGACACGCAGUUCGGGCAGACAGGAGUGGAGUCAGUGUACGAAGUGUUCAGAGAUAAGGAGAUAAUGUUUCAUGUCUCGACGCUGCUGCCCUACACGGAGCACGACAGUCAGCAGCUGCAGAGGAAGCGACAUAUCGGAAACGACAUCGUGGCUAUCAUAUUCCAGGAGCAGAACACGCCCUUCGCGCCCGACAUGAUCGCCUCGCACUUCCUGCAUGCGUACAUCGUGGUGCAGCCGCUCGAACCUGGAAACCCUUACACUAAAUACCAGGUAAGCGUAGCUGCCCGGUGCGACGUGCCGUUCUUCGCGCCGACGCUGCCGUGCCCCGCGGUGCUGGACGCGGGCGCCGCCUUCAAGGAGUUCCUCCUGACGAAGCUCAUCAACGCGGACCUCGCCUGCCUUAAGGCCAAGAAGUUCUCCAUGCUCGAGACUCGGACGCGCAAGUUGCUGCUGUCGUCGCUGGUUGAGGAUCUCAGGCUCAAGAGCAACGAAGUUUUCCAGAUGCCUUCAGAGGCAGAAGCUGCUAAAGCGGAGCCUUCCGGAACCAGAUUUUUCGACACGGUGCGCAAAGUUUUGAGCGCCACCAAAAAGCCCGAGACCGCCGCCCCCCCGAGUGGACCGAACUCCGGGUCCACCAGCGGCAGUGGCCCGGGGGCGGCCCAAGGUUCGGGGGGCUGUCUCCCCUCUGGCGCCAACGGCAACAAGAAACUCCCCGUCAACGGCACCUGUCAAUCUGACGGAACACCUGUGAGCACCCGCAGCGGGGCGGGGCUUAGCACCAGCGGUGGAGGGAGCAGUGGGGGCAGGACCCCCUCCUCAUCCCCCUCCUCCACCCCCCACACCACCCCCCACACCCGCAAGGCCUUCAGUGAAAGCGGCGACGACUCGAGCUUCAACUCCAUCGACAUGGACGGACAUCAGGCCGUGCUAAACGAAGACUCCGACACCGGUCUGGAGUCGAUGUCGAGCGCGGAGACCGGCCACCAGCGGGCGCUGGAGUCGCGGGCCGCGGUCCUGGACUGCCCGAUGUGUGGCGGGGUGCAGGACGGGCUGGUCUGUGUGCUGCACGCCAGCCCGGAAGUUGUGGCCCGGCGUGUACAAGCGCUCAGUGAAGAUGUCAAGAAACUCAAGGGCGACAAGCUGGACCUCUUGAGACAGAAUGUGUCUCUGCAGCGCGACGUGAAGCGCCUAAAAGAGAAAGAUCUUCGUCAGGCCAGCGAGCUUUCUUCCACUAACCGAGAGAUCGCGAGGCUGCAAUCGCUGCUGAAAGAGUUCACCACAACCAAUCAGGUCUCAGCUGUCUAGUGUGGUCGCCUGCUAAGCCACAAAACGAAUUCACGUUUGUGUCUGUGUGAACUUUUCAGCUUUUUUUUUCAUUUUUGUGUUGGUGUUUUGAAGGUCGUGAACUGCAAGUUAGCUUAGUGAUCGCGUUACUAAUCAGUUGUCGGAACAAUGAUGCUCCGGCUAUCAAGUGUUAGCAUUCCGAGGUAGCAACAACUGCAUUUUCUAUAGUCAGUAAAAGCAGUUGUGGCUUGCGAUAAGAAUCCUACUUUCAGUCGAAGGAUUCUCUUUUUUGAACUUGUGAAGUGUUCAAGUCUUGAGUUCAUUCAGUGUUUUUUACCACCUACUUUCAUAAUAUUUGUCAUCAUUAUGAAUUGAUAUUUUGCAAGAACUAUGUGCUAAAAGGGCUAAAAAAUAUCGCUUAUUUACUGACGACAAACCCCAAGAAUACCGCAUUGAGGUGGAGGCUGGUUACCAUAGUUACCAUCUCAUGUUGUUUGUGGAAGUAUAAAUCUCUAUGUUAUAUGUACGUAUGUUACUUGUUGUCAUGCUGCCAUUAUAAAUGAGAGAUUUUAAUGUCUUUCUUCAAUUGCUACAAGUUUCUAAUUUAAUUCAUAGCGGUGCACUUGGAAUUUAGACGGGGUUAUUUUCAGUCCGUUCUUAAUGUAAGCUAAAAUUGCUUUCAGAAUUUCAACAGAAAUUUCAAAAUUUCCCGUAAAGUUUGAACUAAUUUUACAUUUUAAAACAUUUUUUGACCUAGUUAUUGUACCUAUAUAAUGUCAAACUGAUUUUUCUGCAAGCUAAAAUUGAGUAUCUUUUGCAAUGAAUAACUCGCUAAAGUUGAACUUAAAGUUUUCUUAGCCUCGAAUAAUUAAUUAAAACAAUCUAAUAAAUCAAAGAAAAUUAUCUUAACAUAUCUUGCAAUCUGGAGUUUAAUUUUAUAAAUUUCUUAACUAAUUUUGAACUUCAUAAUUUAGCAUUAACUUAACCCUCAAAUAAAAAACGGAUAAAAAUCAUUCGUCUGAACCAAUACUUUUUAUGACUCGUGUGAAUUUCAUCCGUGUUUUUUUUUCUUUGCAACUUGGUAGUGGUGCAUUAAUGAUUGUCAUGAAGAACUGUUGUUCUGCGUUCUCUUUCCGCCUGUUCAACAGGAUUUCAUCAUCCCUGCCCCUAUGUUACCAUAAUACAUCCUGUGAAUCACUUGACUUGACGAAGGCAGUCGUGGCAAAUAUUCUCGAUACUUCGUUUCGUUUGCAUGCUGUUUUGUACAUAUUUUUUCUCGUUGACUUCAGUUAUAAAUUUUACCGUUUGCGUUUUGUUUCUAUACACAAGGUAAAGGAUUGUUUUAUAGCGAAGCUAGAUCAACAUUGUUUAACAUCCUCUGUCCAAAAAAAAAUUAUUAUUUUUUCAUGGACUGGAUUCAUGUCUAAUUUUUUUUUAUGGACAAUUUCUAGUUUUGCUUGCGAUUUACCGAACUCUUCUUAAGUGGUCACUUUAUUGAGUCCACAUCUGCUUCGUCUUUUCCAAGUGUACGAUUUAAAUGAGUUGUGUCUAUAUUACCUAUUUACUCCUUAUGUAAUUUUUAAUGAGAAUUAUAGUGAGGUGCGUGGGCUGAUGUCGAUUAUUAGGUUAUUGUUACGUUAUGCGUGGUUUCCUUAAUAAAAUAAUGUCUUCAUAUAUCUAUGCCCUGCCACGCUAUCAGUAAAUACCGCCAACUCCCACCGAAAUAUUUCCAUUGUGUUUCUAAGUACUUUUCAUCUUAUAUUCUUAUGACUUCUUCAUUCCACUUACAUUCCUCUAUUCCCAAAUCCAUCGUCUCUUAACGAAUGUUAAAAGGUACAACUUUUCGAGGUAUUUAAUGGACACAAUUGUUUUUUUAUUCUCAUUGUCAGUACCCCCGGUGUAUUUCUCGUUAAUUUUAAAUUCUGUUCCUUACCUUGAACUAAAUGUUCGUUGCUGCUUAGUGUCAUCUGCGGAAAACUUGCGUGCCUCUCAAGCCUAAAAUUCAAACAAUACUGAUGAGUCAGUGGAGCCUUUAACGCUUAACUGCUUUAAAUAACUGCAAGAACACGCCAAAUCAAACCUAGUGGCCUAAGGAGAGGUAAUUUUCACCUUAAAAUCUGUUACUUUCGUGGUAAAUGAGGAGAUAAGAGCUUUCUUUUAUCUACUUUUUCCCCUCUAGAAUUACAGCGGCAGACCAAAGUACCGAAUAUCCUUAGCUCUAUAGUAGCGUUUGUAAAUAAAAGUAUCCUUAUAAUUUAGUACUUCUUUACAAGUCAUGGAGAACAUUAUAUCUCAUAUCGUUCUUCUUACGUGCACUUUUGUUCUAAGCUUAUUAUUACAAAGAAAUUAGCAUGGAACAAAGUUGAAGUCUGCAUCGACCAAAGUUAGUUGAUACGAUCGGAAGUUGAAUCGGGUAUUAAGACAUGAAAAUCAAUUUUUUAUCCCUGCAUUUCUUUUGAUGUGAAAAUUGAAAUAUUGUUUGACAAUCAUUGUAAUGGAUUGUGAAAAUGACCGGCGAUUUUUUUAUCCGUAACAUUUUUUUCAUAGUAAAACCUCAUCAGCGGAUGUUGCAUUUUUUUAAUCCGUUCAAACGAAAAGGUAUGAAUACACUAAAUAUGCCAUGCAUUCAGUUAAUGGUCUUGACCGUUUUGAAAAUACGAAUUUGUUCUAAAUUGGUCUUGAAUGUGCCACAUCAAAAUUUUGAAUUGCUUAGCUGCAAGAAAAUCUGAGGAGAUCAAAGCAAAUCGAACCAGAGUUCAAUUUUAGGGAAAUGAGAGCGGUGAUUAUAGAUUUAAAUCAUAGUAGUGAUGGACUCAUAUCUUCUGUGCAUUUCAAAACAGUUUCGUCUCUAGACCAAAUAAUCGUAGCCUGUAAGUCCCGUACUCGAUUGCCGAAGUUCUAUCGUGUUUGUAACGUGUUCUGUUCUGCUCCGACCUGAUAGAUGUGCACUUAAAUAGAAGUUUCCUAGUGAGACUAUUUAUAUUAUAUACUUAUUUUAGUUAAUAGAAUUUCUCACAAGAGUACAAUAUCUACUCAUGUUUAACUUGCGCAAUCCUCUAAGUGUUACUUAGAUUACAAUGUGUAUCUCUCCACUCAGUUAAAAUCUCUCUUGGAUCCAUUCAUGUCGUAAAAGAAUUUAAAUAAUUUCGAUCAAUACUUCUUGUAGAACGAUGGUUAGUAUUUUCUGUCGAAGUCCGUGCUUUAUGUGUGUUCUAUAAACCCAAUUUGUGUACGGCGUUUGUUAAACAAACAUUAAGUUAAUAUUGAGAGUCCCUACGUACGUUUCUUCAGCAAGUUUCAUACAUUUUAACAUCCAUCAUCUACGAUGGCAAGUUGUAAGAACAAAAAAACUGCUUUCUUUUCAGUAAAUUGUUCACUUCCUUUCGCAUUAUCUUGCACCCCGCAGCUCAUUGGUGAAUGGGACCAAUUAAUCACAAUGAUCCAAAUCUGUACCUUAGAAAUAAAUAUUUUUCAAUCGUGCAGCGAAAGGCGCCUGCUUUAAAAUUAUCACCAUUGUAUUUAGUAGAUGCAAUGAAAUCUUUCAUCGCUAUCUUAAUAAACUGUAUCGCUUACUAUCUCAAUUAAAACAUCCUUAUCAUGUUUCCAUGGCAUCGAGACUCGAUAAUCAACUUUAAUUACGCUUACGACUUCGAUUAUGUUACUGUUGCCUCAAUAUACGGCAACCCCGGGAACAUGUACAUUGUUCAAUUACUGCCUCAUCAUCGCAUGGAACGUUCCUGCGCAAAGUAUAAAUGUUUAGAUGGUCAAAAUAUACGUAUGUAUGUAAUC
Messenger RNA from Hyalella azteca, 5369 nucleotides. RefSeq names its product rap1 GTPase-activating protein 1 (gene RapGAP1). Gene Ontology annotation, molecular function: GTPase activator activity. The transcript is spliced from 9 exons. Bases 42 to 1601 code for a protein of 519 amino acids. Lineage: Eukaryota; Metazoa; Arthropoda; Malacostraca; Amphipoda; Hyalellidae. The record is from RefSeq and is a predicted model, not a curated record. Gene Ontology annotation, cellular component: cytoplasm. Gene Ontology annotation, biological process: activation of GTPase activity; regulation of small GTPase mediated signal transduction.